Messenger RNA from Dromaius novaehollandiae (emu), 2322 nucleotides. RefSeq names its product early growth response 4 (gene EGR4). Bases 104 to 1558 code for a protein of 484 amino acids. The record is from RefSeq and is a predicted model, not a curated record. The transcript is spliced from 3 exons. Lineage: Eukaryota; Metazoa; Chordata; Aves; Casuariiformes; Dromaiidae. Gene Ontology annotation, molecular function: DNA-binding transcription factor activity, RNA polymerase II-specific; RNA polymerase II cis-regulatory region sequence-specific DNA binding. Gene Ontology annotation, biological process: regulation of transcription by RNA polymerase II.
CGUCACGGGGAGAGAUUUCCUUAUUGGGACUCCCUAGCCCACAUCCUGAGUCCAUAUAUGGGCAUUUACGUCACAGCAGCCUCACUGGGGACUCCAGAAAUGGAUGCGGCGGAAGGUCGGAGCAGCCCCGCUGCAGUACGAGGAGCCGUGCGAGCUGAAAGCCGGGGACCUGCAGGGCUUGGGGCAGCCCGAGGAGCAGCAUCUCCUGGCCGAGGCCGACUUCCUCGGAGGUGAGUUCCUGGGCUCCCCGAUGAGCGGCGAGGCGGUGGAUUACUUCCUCCUGGGCAGCCAGCCUUCCCCCUCGCUCAGCUACACCGGCAGCUUCUUCAUCAAGGCGGUGCCGGAGCACCCCCAGGACCAAGAGUCCCUCUUCAACCUGAUGUCGGGCAUCCUGGGCAUCUCUCCUUUCGCCGCCUCCGAGGGCCACCAGCGGCACUUGGACGCUCUUUACUCCUGCCCCGAGGUGACUCAGAACCAGCUGGACCUUUACUCCGCCUGCCAGCCCGAGAUGAAUGCGUCCGUGCAAGCCCCGUUCGCGGAGCAGGGAUACGCCGGCUUCCCCGCUGCGGAGAGCGGGCCUCCCCUCCAGGCGCAACCCGGCGCCGGACGCGCUCCGCAGUGCUUCUUCGACACCAAGCUCUUGGACACGAAACAGGACGUCAAGCUGCCCUCCGUCUCCCCGUCCCUGGACAAAUUCAAGGCCUCCUGCUCGCAGUGGGAGCCCGUCACCCAGCAUCAGGCCUACCUGCCCGCCGGCUACCCUUCGCCCGAGGCCUUCCCCGCCGCGGACGGUAGCCAGGCUCUGUUUCAUCCCCUGGGCUCCAAGAUGGAAAACGUGCUGGCCAUCAGCUGCCAGUCGGAGCUCAACGGCCUCGCCGAGGAGCCCGGCUGCUUCGGCGGCAAUUUGGGGUUUGGUUGCGAGCCAGAAAAUUUCCAGGCCCGCGGUGACUUUGGUGACACCAAGAUCCACAGCCUCCCUCCCCAGCUGAUCCCGGAGUUUGACUCCUCCUUGGCGCAGGCGGAAGUCUUGCCGGGGUUGAUUAGCUCAAACGAGCUGCUCCAUCCUCACCCGUCGCCCUCCGUCCCACCCACGGACUUCUUGGGCCACCCCACCGCUCCCUCCAUCGCCUCUCUGCUCCCCGCCAACCCCCCAGCCCUUCCCGAGCCCAAGAAGAAGACCCGCAGGACCAAGUGCUCUUCCAAAUGCUUCUGCCCCAAGCCCCACGAGAAGGCGUUCGCCUGCCCCGUGGAGAACUGCAUCCGGAGCUUCGCCCGCUCCGACGAGCUCAACAGGCACCUCCGGAUCCACACGGGCCACAAGCCCUUCCAGUGCCGCAUCUGCCUGAGGAACUUCAGCCGCAGCGACCACCUCACCACGCACAUCCGCACGCACACCGGCGAGAAGCCCUUCUCCUGCGACGUCUGCGGCCGCCGCUUCGCCAGGAGCGACGAGAAGAAGCGGCACAGCAAGGUGCACUUGAAGCAGAAAGCCCGGACGGAGGAGAAGCUCAAAGGCUUGGGCUUCUUCUCGGUGGGUCUGUCCUUCGGGGCGCUGUGAGGCCCGGGCCGGAGCGCUGGGAGGUGGCGUUUCCCGAGACGGGUCCCCGUGCAUCUUGCAGAAGAGCCGGGGUGCAGACGGCCCCGGGGUGGCCCUGGAGGAGAAGAGGGCAGAGAGCGGCGGGCCGGGGGCCUCCGCGCGGCUCGCGCUGCCGGGAAGGAGAGGAGCACCUGGGUGUACAUACAGGCGGGGAGCCGACCCCGCGCACGAGGCAGGGAUGAGGCCACGGAGGAGACGGUGACAGCCCUGCGCCGGCUCCCGGGCCUGGCCGGCUCCAGCUGCCCGGAGCAUCUCCACGCUGCAGGGACUGAGUCAUUUUUAUGGCUCCCAUUUGGGGAGAAGAAAAGGAAAAAAAACGUAUGGAAAGAAACCACCACCGACCUUUCAUACCAAGAACCACGGGUGCAUUCGCUACGGCUGCGUUUGUGCUAACCUGACUGAUUUACCCUGCCAGCACUUUACACGGCCGUCCUGACCGAUCCCUUUCGACAUAUGGUACGUUCUCAGGCUGCAGCUGCACCAAAACUGCCUGGUUUUGACUGUUUUUCCCGAAGGAAACCGGUGCGAUCGGCGCGCUGGACCAAACCUCCGAGCCCCGAGCGCUGCUGCCGGUGUGGCUCGGCGGCUCCGGCUGCGCAGACUUGUGCAUAACGGUCCCUUUGGAAAGGUGAUGUCGUUCGUUCUUUAUUUUCUUUCUUUUUGCUAUUUGUAAAAAGAAUCUAUGAGGAAUCUUACAGAUUUGUGUCUAUUUUUGUAAUUAAAGA